AUGAGCGAUGCGGAUUUCCAAAGACAAAGCACUGCCCAAGAGGAGAUUGAACAAAUGUGGAAAAAGGAAGAGCUUUAUUGGAAGCAAAGGUCGACAGUGAAUUGGCUACAAGCUGGUGGCUCAAAUACAAGAUUCUUUCACCUUACCACAAUCCAACGCAGGUGGAAAAAUAGGGUGCUGAAGCUAAAAUAUGAUAGAGGUGUCUGGAUAUCUGGGGAAAAGAAUAUGAGAAUGGAAUUUCAUGUGUUUUUCAAUAAUCUUUUCCAUACCUCUAGGCCAAGGAACUGGGAAGGAAUCAUUGAUUGUAUUCCUGCUAUUGUCUCGAAGGAGAUGAAUAGGAGUUUACUAGUCCCAUUUAAUGAAGAAGAAAUACAAAAGGUUGCUAUGCAGUUGGGGGCAUGGAAGGCGCCUGGGGCUGAUGGCUUCCCAGGCUACUUUUACCAAAGGUACUGGCAGACUGUCAAAACCAUUGUCUCCAGAUCAGCAGAAGAGUUCGAGUGCGGUUUCAACUGCUUGGAGGAGAUCAACAAAACUUUCAUUGCCUUGAUCCCGAAGGUCUAUGUAGGGUGGCUGAAGGUUGAGUGUGCAGCAAAUGGAAGUUUCCACCUAGGUUCAAAGGAAAAAAAGUUAGCAACCAUAACAAACGAGGAGUGGGAUGUACUCGGCGAGUUGGCCAGAGGAGCCAUCGAAAACUACAUCACUGAUGAGGUUAUCAUAAACGUGAUGCAAGAUACAACGAUGCUAACGUGGGAAAAUCUUGAGGAGAUGUUUACGGGGAAGUCGCUGUGCAACAAACUCUUUCUAAAGGAAGAGCUCCUAAAUUUCGGAUGA
This is a messenger RNA of Prunus avium (sweet cherry), 831 nucleotides long. Lineage: Eukaryota; Viridiplantae; Streptophyta; Magnoliopsida; Rosales; Rosaceae. The record is from RefSeq and is a predicted model, not a curated record.